Neodiprion fabricii is the source of this 3504-nucleotide messenger RNA. RefSeq names its product gamma-aminobutyric acid receptor subunit beta-like (gene Lcch3). Gene Ontology annotation, biological process: regulation of membrane potential; signal transduction; chemical synaptic transmission. Gene Ontology annotation, cellular component: neuron projection; membrane; synapse. The coding region runs from base 769 to 2322 and encodes 517 amino acids. Gene Ontology annotation, molecular function: extracellular ligand-gated monoatomic ion channel activity; GABA-A receptor activity; neurotransmitter receptor activity. The record is from RefSeq and is a predicted model, not a curated record. The transcript is spliced from 10 exons. Lineage: Eukaryota; Metazoa; Arthropoda; Insecta; Hymenoptera; Diprionidae.
GUUAAUGGCGGGUCACGAGUGGGGUCAAUAUAAGCCUUGCAAAUAGGCGGAAAAAUCUUUCCACUCCAACCGCGUCACGCUCUGCGGAUGCGAAUUAUACAUCCGCGUUUGAUCGUUCGUUCGUUUUAACGGUAAAACUCAGGUACACCUAUUGCAAUUCAUCCUCGUUGUAUAUACACGCGCGCUGAUCGGUUGCAGCGAGGUAAAUGAUAGAGAAUGCACGACCUCGGGUGAGAUAAAUUUUAUGUCAACGAAUGGUGAUAAUGCGGGCGAUAUCGAGGGAGUAGGAAAUUAUUUCACUGCUCCGCCGAAAAUUAAUACAUGUUCGCUGGGUGAUGCACGAUAUUCAACAUGUGUGUCGCUUUUAUGGAUAUAAUCUCGUUGUUGACGGUGACUGGAUUAACCUGACGGAUGAUGGUGGGAUAGAUGUGUUGGAUCUCGAGCAUUACCUGCAAUUGACAACGUGACAAGCACCGUGUUGCAAGCUGCGUGAUGGCAUGUUCGCAUCGGAUCACUUAUGAACAAAGCAUGAUUAUAAUUCAUCAUGGAAAUACGAUACACUUACCACCUAUUCGUUAUAAUAUAACGGUAUAAUGUUAGGCGUAACAAAGAAAAAAGUAAUAAAAACAGCGGUAAAAAUAACGAGGAAAUCGAUUGCAACGAGUAUGAGAAAUUUUCUUGUUUCCGUUUUCACGCUAACGGACGUAUAUCAAUCGGUCAAUACUUUGGGAGGACGUUGAUUAACUUAAUGAUGCUGUUGGACACGAGAUGUUCACGAAGCAUCACGCUCUUCUAAUAUUUCUUCUUCUGUAUUUGGAACAUCGCAGAGUUUGGAGCACUGGGGAGAGCAGUGAAACCACCACCGACACUAGGAUAUCGGAUAGAUUGGAAAAUGUAACCCAAACAAUUUCUAGGAUUCUUGAGGGAUAUGACAUUCGGCUGAGACCAAACUUUGGUGGUGAACCACUCUUGGUCGGUAUGGAUUUGACAAUCGCCAGUUUUGACGCCAUAUCAGAGGUCAACAUGGUAAGUCUUGGGAAUACUUAUGCCAAAACACUGCAUCAUGAUUCGGAGACGAAUGAUAUGGACUAUACCAUAACCAUGUAUCUGAAUCAGUACUGGAAAGAUGAGAGGUUGGCGUUUUCGCACGAAGAAGAAAUUCUGACGCUUAGUGGGGAUUUUGCCGAAAAGAUUUGGGUGCCUGAUACCUUUUUUGCUAACGAUAAGAACAGCUUUCUACAUGACGUGACGGAGCGAAACAAGUUGGUGCGUCUGUCAGGGGAUGGAUCUGUCACUUACGGGAUGAGGUUUACAACAACCUUGGCCUGCAUGAUGGAUCUUCACUAUUAUCCACUGGACUCUCAAAAUUGCACUGUCGAAAUUGAAAGCUAUGGGUACACGGUUCUGGACGUCGUCAUGUACUGGAAGGAGACGCCGGUCCGUGGUGUUGAAGAAGCCGAGUUGCCACAAUUUACGAUUAUCGGCUACGAGACAAAUGAUCGUAAGGAAAGAUUGGCGACUGGCAUCUAUCAGCGACUUUCUCUCAGCUUCAAGCUGCAGAGAAAUAUCGGCUACUUUGUCUUUCAAACCUACCUACCCAGCAUUCUGAUCGUGAUGCUUAGCUGGGUCAGCUUCUGGAUAAACCACGAGGCAACCAGCGCGAGAGUCGCACUGGGUAUUACCACUGUGCUGACGAUGACUACGAUAUCAACGGGUGUCAGGAGUUCCUUGCCAAGAAUAAGCUACGUGAAGGCGAUUGACAUAUAUCUCGUAAUGUGUUUCGUGUUUGUAUUCGCCGCCCUCCUAGAGUAUGCGGCUGUAAACUAUACGUACUGGGGUGCCAGGGCUAAAAAGAAGACUAAGAAGAAGGAAGGAACGGAGAAAAAAUCAGUUACCACGGCAAAAACUGGUGGCGAAGCGAGCUCGCCAUUUGCCGAAUCGACAGAUGCAGAUAUCAUAGAGCUCCAAGAUCUGAGAAUGUCACCAUUGCCCAGCAUAAGAAGCAGGUCAGGAAUCAUAGCUGCUCCGGAUGGUGCAGGAGUACCGGUUCGGGAUCACGACCCGGCCAAAUUUCCCCCAAGCUUCCGAAUUUCUCGACCUCCGGGAUACAACACUCACUGUAGAACGAGCGGUUUGCGGUACAGGGGCGCCAGGCAGCACAAACCCAAAGUAUUACAUGCAUUACGAAGAGGUGCCUCGGUAUUGCGAGCUUCGAUGCCGAAGAUCAAAGACGUUAACAUCAUCGACAAGUAUUCAAGAAUUGUUUUUCCCGUCAGUUUCCUUCUGUUCAACGCUGUGUACUGGAUUUUCUACAUCCUCUAAAGGUCUGAACGCUUCGGACGGACCUUGCGUGAAUUUUGCCGGUUUAAAAGCAUGAAGAUAUAUGAAAAGAAUUACUCUCAAUGAUUGUUCCACGCUGUGCUGGGAUAGACGUAGGCAAUUAUGUAAAAACUCACGCAUGAAUUUACACGAGUGUCAUUGCUGUAUGCGAGUACUAGUGCAUACCGAUGAUGGAUGCUUAGCUCGGCUUCGAAAUACCGACAUUCGCUAUACUUUGUACGUGAAUUUCCAUGUAUUUAUUUGUACAGUAAUUAGGGAAGGCCUUGUACCUGCACGAAAGAUACCCGAAAGGCCGAAGCUGAGCUCAACACGCGGUAGGUCUGAACAUCGGAUCCGACCCUACAAGAACCAUUUCUGGUCACCGUACAACGUCCAUACGUAUAUCCCCUCGACGCGUUACAUUUUAGAAGAAAUUUUAUUGUAAACUCUAAUGAAUGUCAAACUAGCGCUUCGGUGAAAUACUUAUAAAUUAUAACAAUUACAAUGUAUUUCAAGAUAUCGACGACGGUGAAAGUUACAGAAAAAAAAAUUCCGAACUUAAUAUAUACAUAAUACUAGUGACGCACGCUGUUAUUUCACUGAGCUGUAGAAGGGAUCCUGGGGUGUCGAUUAGGUAGGUAUAGUUAUACGUAUACGUAAACGAAUAUAUACUAUAUUAUAUGCAUAUAUAUGUUACGUGCGAAGAGCGUACAGAUCGCGGUUUGUUUAAAAAUUUUUGGUUAAAAGUGGCUUCGCACGUAACAAAUGUAUAUAUACAAAUAUGUAUAUUUAUUACAGUCUCUCAAUCAGCGCGGAACCCGUUGACCGCAGACCACAAGACUUGUAAAACGAUACAUAAUUAGUGAUAAAGAGUAAUUACUAAUUAUACUCUUAAAUGCAUACGAUGCAAAUUUGUCAAGAUUAUCCGUCUAAGAAGAAAGUUGAUGUUUUUUAUUUUGUUUGUUUCUGAAUUUAUUUACAAUGUAUAAUAAGCUGUGAGUAUUAUGUUUUAUAGAAAAAAGUGCGUCUACUGAUAUUUAUCAGUAUAAUAUGUAUGUAUAUAAAUGUAUAUGUAUACAGUAGAACCUCGAUUAUCCGAGCUAUUGAGGAUCGGUCCUAUAGCUCGAAUGAUAUAAAAUAAAGGGACAAGCGCACAUUCUCGAGUCAAUGAUUAUUACAAAGAAA